Folsomia candida is the source of this 1265-nucleotide messenger RNA. RefSeq lists its product as uncharacterized. NCBI's taxonomy places the organism in Eukaryota, Metazoa, Arthropoda, Collembola, Entomobryomorpha, Isotomidae. The transcript is spliced from 3 exons. Bases 286 to 963 code for a protein of 225 amino acids. The record is from RefSeq and is a predicted model, not a curated record.
UCCCAAAUUGAGAUUUGUCGUCAACCACUUAAUACAUUUGCUCCGCUUUUCACUUGCUUGCAAGAAAUAGAGAGAGUAUAUUUAGGUACAUGAAUAUACUGAUGGGUGCAAUUGAUAGGAGUUGUGCCACAAAUCUGCGAGAACACCGACACUCACUGUCCUGAUUGUACCAUAGCUAAAGUUAUUGUCAAAUUCUAAUCUGCUAUCCACAAUUUUAGACAAAUAUUCAGUAAACUCGUGAUUAUAAGAAAUACAACUAUUUUGCAUAGGUUGUCGGGACACAACAUGGAAAAGGUUGGACUUAACUUCCUGACCAUCCUUCUCAUAAUUGUUGGUCUUAUCGCAUCCCCAACAUUUGCUACUUCAGAAAGCAGUGAGGAGAAAGACGAUAUUCCCGAAUUCAAGAAUUUCACUGGAAUGAAAAACGGAGGUUGUUACAUGACUUCGUGUGAAAGUUAUGUCCUCUGCAAGUGGAGUUAUAGCGAGGUUCUCGUAGACAAGCGCAAUUGUCCGUAUGGAAAAGAGCGGAAACUGUGUUGCAUCCCGACCCCUGGCUGCAUCGACACGCCAUGCAAACCACAUCACGUGGAAUGUCAAGACGGUCGGGUUGAGAUGAGCAGAGACGUGGUCAUCUGUGACAGCACUGCGCCCCCAAUGACCACGCUCCUCUGUUGCAACGAAGGCUACAAACCGCCCUGUUUUAACACGUCCUGCUCCUCUGGAGAAGGUGGCGAGUGUCCAGACGGGUAUGAAGAGGCGGAUCGCGGGGUGGGAGAGGAAUGGGGGUGCCCUUACAAGGGACGUUUUGUCUACGGGAAGAAGACGUGUUGUCUCACACCACCGAAAGAAAGCAGUGAGGAGGACGAUGAUGAUGAUGACGAGAGUGGCGUCUCAUCCGAUAAAAGUAGUAUGGUCCUGAUCGUAAUGGUUUGGUUGAUGGGGGCUGCUUAUAAUAUGCACUAGUGUAUUAUUUGUAGCAUAAAUGUUUGAGAAAGUGGCUCAAAUCUUACAAGAACACUUUAUUAGUGGUUUUGCUUAAAUGGGAAAAUUACCUGACAUACAUAAUUCGACGUUUUUAUGAAAAUGAAGGUAACCCGAUUUGCUUUAAUUGUUUGUUUCAGAAUGAAUAAAGAAUUCAAUUGGAUUGUAAAAUUAUACGCUAAUUAACUUUGUAAUAGCAUAGACAAUAAUUAAAUUUGAAUGAUGUUUCGUAAAGUUUAAGGCGAUUUGGAGUAAAAUAAAGUGAAAACAGAUGCGUUCAGAAA